Thelazia callipaeda (thelaziosis nematode) is the source of this 951-nucleotide messenger RNA. Lineage: Eukaryota; Metazoa; Nematoda; Chromadorea; Rhabditida; Thelaziidae. The record is from the annotation of a GenBank genome assembly.
AUGAUGAUCAAUCAGUUGGAAAGGACACGACAUGCGAAUAUGUGGCAGUUUAUUGACAAUGGAAGAGAAACAUCGAGAUUGCCUAGAAGUAAUGAAGGCAUAGAAAGUCUAUUCAAUGCUAAUAUCUUAGCAUUAGAAGGCAGAAAUUGCUUGAAAAGUUUCAUUGACGGGGUCACACAGCCACUUUUUGAUCGACAGGAUUCAUUAUUGCUUUGCCAACAACUCCAAGAACAAGAUGGCUUUGAUUUUAUGGAUCAGAGCAUAGAUCUGACUCCAUACUUGAAAGAUCUUCGUGGUGUCUAUGAUAUCGACGAUAAAAUUGAAAUCGUUACUGAUAAAGAUAAUACGUUUGAAUGCAUUGAGUGCGACAGUCAGUUCCGAGGAUCUGCUCAUACAUCACCUAUAAACUACACGAAUUUGACAUCAAUUGAUCCCCUAGGUACCUCACGUAUACCAGUUGAAAACAUGAAAGUUGAAAUUAACGAUGACGAUAGAUUCGGUCAAGUACCUGAAAUAUCCAGUUUUAAAGCAAAAUUGGAGCCACCGAAAACAAAAGUAUGUCUCAAAGAAGAAACAGUUGAAUUUUUACCAAAAUCACUGAAGAAUCCAUCAGAACCUGCUGAAUUGACUUUCAUACCGACUAUCAAGCCAAGAAAAUAUUCAUGGAAGCCCGAAGCUGAAAAGAAAAAUCCUUUGUAUCGAAUUAAACGUGAAAAGAAUAAUGAUGCUGUUAGGCGAUCACGUACAAAAGCGAAGGAACAACAAAAAAUGAAAGACCAGCAAAUCAUACAGCUUCAAGAUCAGAUUGCAGCAUUCGGUAAGGUAAUAAGUGCGAAGGAUGAAGAAAUCGUUAAGCUUGAAGGUACUGUUCGUGGUUUACAAACAGAAAAUCUGAAACUACGUGCCGAAAAUAUUCGUUUAAAUAACAAACUGAACCAAGCCAAAAAAUAA